Molecule: messenger RNA, 3361 nt
Organism: Abrus precatorius (Indian licorice)
Lineage: Eukaryota; Viridiplantae; Streptophyta; Magnoliopsida; Fabales; Fabaceae
Product: peroxisome biogenesis protein 22
Exons: 19
Coding region: 2099-2935 (278 amino acids)
Biological process (GO): peroxisome organization
Source: RefSeq, a predicted model, not a curated record
UUGGUCUCUCGCAAUCUUAACCCUUUUCCACCAUGUCAGAUACCCAGCCACACCACCACGCCAAUUCGCGCAAACAAAUCAAUUCAUCCGUUAAUUGACGCUCCAUUCCUUUCGAUUUCUUUCUGUUCGGUUCGAUUUGGCUUUAUAUCUAUAUUAUCUCCCUCCUUUUUUGGAUCAACAUUUUCAUGCACGAAUUUCAUUUUGUGCUUUUUACAAUGUCGCUCAUGCAUGAAUCGUGAUAGAUAAAUAUGUGUUAGGCAAUGCUUAUUGUGGCUAGUUGUUAGAAGAUUUGGAAUAAGGGUAUUAGUACAAGAGAAUUGCUGUUUGUGUUUUCAUCUAUGUUUGGAGGCGCUGCCAUUCCCGCUCAUAGUCCACACUUACGCAAAUCUGGGAGCAGACCUGUUGUUUAUGAUCUUGAUGACAAUGAGGUGGAAAAUGGUGUUGAGGAAGGUUUAUUGCAUCCCGUGGAGGCAGCUGAUUCAAAGAGUGGUACAAUACCAGUGAGUGCAGCUGCAAUAAUGCCCUCGCCCAUUUUGUUGCUGAGAUUCAAGGUUUUUACAUUGCUUUAGCUUAUAGCUUUGAAACUUCUUUUUUGUUUUGUUUUUUCCCAUAAUGUAUUUGGAGUUGUCAUUUGAAUGAAUUCAAAAGUUGUAGGAUGAACUUAAUGAUGGAGUGGAAUGUUCCUUUCAUUCUUGUCGAGCUGUUUUGUAUUUGAUUAUUUUGGGAGAAAAUUUUGGGGUUGAUUGACAUAAUUUAUGAGUAUAGUCCCAAAUGUGCACUUGCUGCUGUUUGCUUCCUUCUAUUUUUUAUUUUUCUACAAUCUUAUUGAGAAGGAUGUCCAGGUACUCUUGUUCCUUAUGUGGGGCUUCAUCUGUUGCAAGGUCAGUAAUAUUUUCUCCCUGCAACAUUUCUCCUCAACUCCUCCGUGGGGUGUGAGAUUGAGGUAGUAUGCCCUUACCUUAAGGAUUUCAUCAUAUUGCCACAAUCUUAUUUGCUGUGUUCAAAAAUUGCAGAUUGGAUGGGAUUCUGUCAUGAGAAUGAGUGCAGACAAGCGGGAUUUAUUUCUAUAUGAAGCAUUUUUGUAUUUUAACCCUCUUCUUCUUACGGCUUUGAUGGUGUGGCUGUGGGGAAUCAAUUUAUGGUUUUUUGCUCAGGGUGGAGUCAAUUAUGCAAAAAUAUUUGAUCUUGAUCAAAAUCAUCUGACUCACCGAGAAAUAUGGAAGUGUGCCACAUGGAUGACAAUUAUUGUUCCAACCAGUAUGACAGCAUAUAUUUAUCUUUAUUCUCAUGGAGAGGUCUCAUAUGCUGCAUCGCAACCAGUGUGCUCUUAUAUGCUGCUGUUGUAAUGGUUUUGAUAUUCCCCUAUGAUAUCUUUUAUUUUUCACCUAGAUAUUACUUCUUAAGGACACUCUGGCGAAUAGUUCUCCCGGUACAGGUGAUAUCAUUCUCCGAUUUUUUCUUGGCUGAUAUUUUAACUUCCAUGGCAAAGGUCUUUUCUGAUUUGGAGCGUUCAGUAUGUAGAAUGGUCCAUCGACAGGUUGCCACAAUUGCUUGGUUAGAAGCUGAUUCUGUUUGUGGCAGUCACUCUGUUGCAAUCCCUUUAGUUCUUGUUUUGCCUUAUCUUUUCCGCUUAAACCAGUGUCUCCGGCAGUACAAAGAUACUGGAGAGAAAACUACUCUUCUGAAUGCUUUAAAAUAUUCAACAGCAGUGCCUGUGAUUUUUCUUUCUGCCCUUAAAUAUCACGUCUUCCCUGAUAGGUGGACAAACUUUUAUAGGCCUCUCUGGCUUCUGUCAAGUGUUGUGAACUCAUCAUACUCUUUCUACUGGGAUGUGACUCGAGAUUGGGACCUAAGUGGAUUCACUCGAAUAUUCAAGUUCAGCAAGCCACAUCUGUUCUCACAUAUGUUACAUGGAAGGAGAUGGGAACAAAAGUGGAAGCUCUCUCUGACGGCAGCUUAUAGCGGUCGUUGACGGCAAACAGAAACAGAGAAACCUUAGAAAGAAAGAGAAUCUGUUUGUGUUUAAGGAUUUGGAACAUUCAUUCAUUCAUUUCAUCUGAAAUAUGAACAUUUGAAGUUUCUUCCAUUCGAGGAAUCCAUGGCUUCCAGUGGUGACGGUGACUCCUCCAAACAAGAGCUCUUCCAUCUCAUCAAACGCUUCGGAGCUUACGUCACUUUCAAGAUCUCCAAUAUCCUCUCCCUCUCCAUUCACAACCUCGAUUAUCGCUCUAUUGGGGCGGUUGCUGGUCUUGCUGUUGCAAUUGUUUUCACUUGGAGGCUGUUGAGAUCUCCUUCUGGGUCUCAAAGGAGGCAGCAAAAGCGGCAAGGUGCUUCAUCUAGCAAUCCUGGAGUCACUACACAGUCAAAUGCCUCGGUAGUUACUUCUGAUGUUUCUUCACCCUCAGAUGAUUCAAGGGCACAAAAUGUUGUAGAUGAGUUCUUUCAGCCAGUCAAGCCAACCUUGGGGCAGAUAGUUAGGCAGAAGUUGAGUGAAGGAAGAAAGGUAACUUGUCGUCUUCUUGGAGUGAUCCUUGAGGAAAGUAGUCCGGAGGAGCUUCAGAAACAAGCUACUGUAAGGUCCUCUGUGAUUGAAGUAUUGUUGGAAAUAACAAAAUUCUGUGAUUUAUAUUUCAUGGAACGGGUUCUGGAUGAUGAAAGCGAGAAAAGAGUUCUUGUAGCUUUGGAAGAAGCAGGAGUAUUCACUUCAGGUGGUUUGGUCAAGGACAAGGUUCUGUUCUGCAGCACAGAGAAUGGACGGUCAUCAUUUGUUCGGCAAUUGGAACCCGAUUGGCAUAUUGAUUCAAAUCCAGAAAUUGUCUCUCAGUUAGCUAGGUUUAUCAAGUAUCAGCUUCACAUAUCUCCUUAUAAAACCGAAAGAACUGCUGCAAAUGUGUUCAGUGCUCCAUCUCUGGAACAUUUCUUUGGAUCCAUAUGAAACUAAAACUUUUACAGAUCAGAUGUUAUUCAUAAAUGUCUAGUUUGUUUCUAUUGGCAUCUUGGUUUCCACAUUAACCAUAAGUUUUUUCCAGCUUUUCUAGAUGUAUGAGACCAAGGUUAGAUUUUCUUCAAGAUUUAAUGGGUUCUCAUUCUAGGUGGCUGAAAGACCUGAUAUGUAUGUGUAUGAUGGCUUUGAGGAAGAAGUUUUAUCAUUUUCUUUUUACUUCUUUGGUUUGAAAUUUGUGCAUUACAUUGUGUCCCAUCCAGACAUUUUAAACUGGCAAGGUGGCAAUUUUUAUUAUAUGUUUGUAUUUUAUCAUGUUACAUUACAUGCUAUGCUAUCAUGGAUAAUAUUAAGGAUCAUGCUGCAAACAUCACGUGGCAAUGGAAACAAGUUUAAAUUGUUUCUUGGUUGUACAGUUUC